Molecule: messenger RNA, 1557 nt
Organism: Pochonia chlamydosporia 170
Lineage: Eukaryota; Fungi; Ascomycota; Sordariomycetes; Hypocreales; Clavicipitaceae
Product: FAD binding domain-containing protein
Exons: 2
Coding region: 1-1557 (518 amino acids)
Source: RefSeq, a predicted model, not a curated record
AUGUCCAAUUAUCGCGAUACCAGCGGUCGAUAUGGCUCUGAAGAAGGUCCAGGACCAAACGGCCGGCGCAAAGGUCCGAUAAGUGGCCUUGUGAGAGCUGUAGCUGGCGGAAUUGGCCUUGCUUCCGAAAGCCUCCAUCACCACAAAGAGAAGAAGGAAGAGAAGAAGCGGGCAGCGGCGGCGGCAACUACAGCAGAGGCUGAAGGAGCUGGUGAGAGUUCUCGGGCUGCUGGAGGUGCCUCACAAUCCCCAGUAGUUGGUGGAGAGGAGGGCAAGAAAGAAGUACAAGAUGCUCAUCAGGAUGAUGAUGUUUCGUCGGAUAGUGAAGAUGAGCAUCAAGAAGCUUCCCCUGAGCUGGACGAAGCGGCAUGGCAGCUGGAUGAUGCGCAAAACGAGCUCGCGCCGCCUCCCGACUACGCGACAGCUACUCAGAAUGACCCCGACGACAUGGCGCGCCAAUUCAUCGCGAGUCAUCCCAUCCCGGAAAAGCGUCCCUCUGAACAGUCUCAAUUGCAGGUGCCGGUUAUCAUUCCACAGCGGCGACCCGGCGAACGAUCCCGCGGCUUUAUCCACGCGUACUCACCACUGCUUGAAAACGUUGGAAUCGACCAGCCCACUUUCAUGGACUUCAUCAAGCAAUUGAACCUAGCCACCAUGCCCUCACCCUGGAUCAACGCCAUCAACGUCGCCAGUCUGGCGGUACAGCACGUCCCCGAGCCCGUAACAAUUGCCGUCGCCAUCGCCACACACAUCGGAACACAAGUCGCCCUCCAAGCCCACAGCCGCUCCAAAACAAACACAUUCCUCAACAAGAUCAAUGCUGAAUUCUUCCGUCCCCUAGGCCUCAUUGCCGUCAUCUUGACCUGGAAACCCAGCCGACCAGGCGAGGUCGUAACGCAGGCCAGAUUCGACGCCGCCAUCGAACAAGCCGCAGAUAGUGUGUCCACGCCCAACCAAGGCAUGAGCCAAGUCAGCAAUAAGAUGAAAUCUUCGAACGCGACCACAGAUUUCGAGUGGCCCGAAUCGGCGCCCUUGGUGUUCCCGGACCUGGACAAGUUGGCCGGCACGUCGGAGGGAAGAGAUGCAGUUGAGCAGGCUGCCAAAAAACCGAACAGCAUGAAGAGGGGCAUGAUUUUUGCGAUGGAGUACAUGGAUAAGAGAGGCCAGGCACAGUGGGCGAGUGAUCAUCCCAGCAGUGGUCUAGCGAAACUUGGUGUGAAGCCAGAGUUUCACUCGCGGUACUCCGAUCCGAAUCACCCUGCGAGUAGCGGCAGCUUGAUCGCACUUAUUACUGGUGGUGCGAUAGGCGGUCGACCUAGUGAGUGGAAGAUGGCGAAGCGGCAGAGAAAAGCAGCGAGGAGGCAGCGAAGGACGGAUAGGAGAAACAUGAGAGGGCCGACUAUCCUGGGGACCAUUGGGCCAGGGGCGUUGAUUCGGGGGGUUAAGAAGUUUAUGCAUGAGGAUGUUUUAUACCUGAUGAUUGCGAAUAUGCCAUCGAACGAGCAACUGGCCGCGGCGCAGACGUUCUUGAAUAACCAGCCGCCGAUGGUAGAGUAG